Messenger RNA from Neurospora crassa OR74A, 384 nucleotides. RefSeq lists its product as hypothetical. The transcript is spliced from 4 exons. The coding region runs from base 1 to 384 and encodes 127 amino acids. Gene Ontology annotation, biological process: nucleosome assembly. Gene Ontology annotation, molecular function: structural constituent of chromatin; DNA binding. The record is from RefSeq and is a predicted model, not a curated record. Lineage: Eukaryota; Fungi; Ascomycota; Sordariomycetes; Sordariales; Sordariaceae. Gene Ontology annotation, cellular component: nucleosome.
AUGGAAAGAACGGUUAUGAAUAAGAGCAACCCGCUCACGAAGCACAUGUCACCCCGCUCGUUUGACUGGACCCUUGGGAUUGACCUCCAACAAGAAGCAGUGGCUCUCGACGAUCCUACCUACAUCAGGGAAGAGCCGCCGACGCCAAUAAGAGAGGUUCAAAAAGGUCUUAGGAAGAAGAAGAAGAAGAAGAAGAAGAAGAGGAAGAAGAAGAAGAAGAAGAAGAAGAAGAAGAAGAAGAAGAAGAAGAAGAAGAAGAAGAAGAAGAAGAAGAAGAAGAAGAAGAAGAAGAAGAAGAAGAAGAAGAAGAAGAAGAAGAAGAAGAAGAAGAAGAAGAAGAAGAAGAAGAAGAAGAAGAAGAAGAAGAACGAUUGCAGAAGCUGA